Heterobasidion irregulare TC 32-1 is the source of this 1502-nucleotide messenger RNA. RefSeq lists its product as uncharacterized. The record is from RefSeq and is a predicted model, not a curated record. Gene Ontology annotation, cellular component: microtubule; cytoplasm; centrosome. The transcript is spliced from 9 exons. Gene Ontology annotation, biological process: mitotic spindle organization; microtubule nucleation; meiotic spindle organization. The coding region runs from base 35 to 1399 and encodes 454 amino acids. Gene Ontology annotation, molecular function: structural constituent of cytoskeleton; GTP binding. Lineage: Eukaryota; Fungi; Basidiomycota; Agaricomycetes; Russulales; Bondarzewiaceae.
GACUGAGGCCGAGCGUUGGACUCGACGGAACAGAAUGCCGCGCGAGAUCGUCACCGUCCAGAUCGGCCAAUGCGGGAACCAGAUGGGCUCCGUGUUCUGGCAGCGCCUCUGCGCCGAGCACGGCAUCAACAAGGAGGGCAUCCUCGAGGAGUGGGCCACCGAGGGCGGCGACCGCAAGGACGUCUUCUUCUACCAGGCCGACGACGAGCACUACAUCCCCCGCGCGAUCCUCGUCGAUCUCGAGCCGCGGGUCAUCAACAACAUCAUCACCUCGCCCUACGCGAACCUCUACAACCCAGAGAACAUAUUCGUCUCCAAGGACGGCGGCGGCGCAGGGAACAACUGGGCCCAGGGCUACUCGGCGGGCGAACGUCUCUAUGAAGACAUCAUGGAGAUGGUCGACCGCGAGGCCGAGGGCAGCGACUCGCUCGAGGGAUUCAUGAUGCUGCACUCCAUCGCGGGCGGCACGGGCUCCGGGCUCGGCUCCUUCCUCCUCGAGCGCCUGAACGACAAGUUCCCGAAGAAGCUCAUCCAGACCUACUCCGUCUUCCCGAACGCGCAGGAGGGCGACGUCGUCGUGCAGCCGUACAACGCGCUGCUCACCCUCAAGCGCCUCACGAACCACGCCGACUCGGUCGUCGUCCUCGACAACGGCGCACUCGCGCGCAUCAACGCCGACAGGCUCCACACGUCGACGCCCUCGUUCGACCAGACGAACCAGCUGGUGUCGACGGUCAUGGCCGCCAGCACGCAGACCCUCCGCUACCCGGGCUACAUGAACAACGACCUCGUCGGCAUCAUCGCCUCGCUCAUCCCGACCCCGCGCUGCCACUUCCUCAUGACCUCCUACACCCCCUUCACGAGCGACAACAUCGACAAGGCGAAGCCCAUCCGGCGCACGACCGUCCUCGACGUCAUGCGCCGCCUCCUGCAGCCCAAGAACCGCAUGGUCUCGACGACGCCGAGCAAGACGGCGUGCUACAUCUCCAUCCUCAACAUCAUCCAGGGCGACGUCGACCCGACCGACGUCCACCAGUCGCUGCUCCGCAUCCGCGAGCGCCAGCUCGCCAACUUCAUCCCGUGGGGGCCCGCCUCGAUCCAGGUCGCGCUCACGCGCCGCUCGCCGUACGUGACCACGAACCACCGCGUGAGCGGCCUCAUGCUCGCGAACCACACCAGCAUCGCGUCGCUGUUCAAGCGCAUGCUCGACCAGUUCGACCGCCUCCGCAAGCGCAACGCGUUCCUGGAACAGUACAAAAAGGAGAAGAUGUUCGAAAACGGGCUCGAGGAGUUCGACGACGCGAGAGCGACCGCCGAGGAGCUGCUGAAGGAGUACAAGGCUUGCGAGAGCCCAGAUUACAUCUCCUACGGCGCCGCCGACGGCGAUCAGGCUGGUUAAAUCGUCGUCUCUGCUAUCCUCGUGUACCUGUUCUAUCGCCCCCAUGUAUCCCUUACUCUUACUCUGUACUACCAUCCGAUACACAUAAAGCUUUUCAAAUUGG